Haliotis rufescens (red abalone) is the source of this 4124-nucleotide messenger RNA. Its product is annotated as protein patched homolog 1-like. Gene Ontology annotation, cellular component: membrane. The coding region runs from base 316 to 3279 and encodes 987 amino acids. The transcript has 20 exons. The record is from RefSeq and is a predicted model, not a curated record. Lineage: Eukaryota; Metazoa; Mollusca; Gastropoda; Lepetellida; Haliotidae.
GAAACACUGACAGGUGCUUGGAAGAAAUUUUAUCUGUGGAUUUAAUGAUGACUGGGGUGAGAAGGCGAUGUGUGUUCUGACACACUCGACAAUGGAUCUCAUCAGGGUAUUCUCAAGAAGAGCAAUAACUAUUUCAACUUUGAAUCAUUCACACGCCGCAUGAAUCCUGGCACCUUGACCUAGCCCAAUGAAAGUUGAUGCGAUAAUAAGCCUACAGUGUUCAGGCCUAAUCACAAUUAAGCGGGUACUUCAACCACUUGAUUGAUUUCGAAGCUCAAACGAAGUCAUUGAGUGUAAUGUUCACCGUGUGAAGACAUGGCGGAUGCAGCUCAACCACCAACUCACUUCACCAUUGAUGAUACUCCAUCAAGGACGCCGAUUCCACAGAAGAAACCAUCAUGCUUAAAACGGGCCAGUAAUGGUAUCAUCUGGGCCCUGGAAUCUACAUUCUAUAAGAUAGGUCUGUUUGUUGGUGAACAUCCAUGGAUUACCAUUGUCUUCUGUCUCACAACGUGUGGCCUGUGUGGUCUCGGCCUGAAGACAUUCAAACAAACAGAGGAACAAGUUGCAUUGUGGGUACCUCAGAGUUCGCGUAUUGUCAACGAGAAGAAAUGGGUGGACAGACACUUCCCGUCUGAAACGCGCUAUGUGACGAUGAUCGUCACGGGAAGGGAUGUUCUCACUCAGCCAUUCCUCAAUUCAUUGCUUGAUUUCUACACGAAGUGUAACAACAUCAGUGUUGGAGGGAGGCAGUACCCAGACAUCUGCUACAGUGUUCGGACAGCUACUGGGUACCACUGCCGUGUGACAAGUUUAUUAGAACUUUGGUCUUACAAUGAAACUGUCAUCCGUUCUCUGACCCGGGGCAAGAUCCUGCAGGCGGUUAAUACCAUCAAGAAGAGCCCUGUGUAUGGCACAGAUUUCGAUGUGUCCAACAUGAUUGGGGGAACAGUACAUCGAGGACAGGGAGGGGACAUCGAGGAUGCCACGGCCACACAGAUCACCUGGGUCAUCAGGAAGGAUGACGAGAUUCUAGAGGCAGUGAAGGCGUGGGAGCUGGAGGUGAUCAACCUGGCCCGCCAGGGCAUUGUGCAGACCCUGGAGGUGUACGUGUACGCCUCUCGCAGUUUUGACGAUGAAGGUUACGGCGCCAUUAACAAGGACACAAAUCUUCUGUCUGCGGGAUUCAGCAUCGUGUUCGUGUUCGUCAUGCUGUCUCUUGGGAAGUUCAACAUGGUGGAGCAAAGGAUAUACCUCUCCCUCAUUGGUUUGUUCAGUGUUGGCUUAGCAAUACUAUUUGCCUAUGGACUAGCCACAGCCUUUGAUGUUAUAUACGGCCCCAUACAGUCUAUUAUGCCAUUUCUUCUGCUAGGUAUCGGUGUGGACGACAUGUUUGUCAUCGUGGAGGCUUGGAAGAAUCUCACCUUGGAGGAGCAGUUGCUUCCCUUGCCACAGAGAGUCGCGGUGAUGAUGAAACACGCUGGCGUGUCGGUCACCGUCACAUCAAUCACAGACAUCGUAGCAUUUGGAAUAGGUGCAUCAACUGUCAUCCCAGCUCUCAGUGCCUUCUGUAUCUAUGCAGCCUUGGGCAUCCUGGCUCUGUACGUCCUGCAGUCGACGUUUUUUGUUGCGUGUUUAUCACUGGACCAGAAGCGCAGAGAAUCACAUCGGAACGCCUGCAUCUGCUGCUACAAACACAAGGACUACCAACCCAACGCCUGCAGCCAGAGAUCCUUCAUGCCCAAGUUCAUGGAGAAGUACUACGGCAGAGCUCUGAUGAAACUACCUGUAAAAAUACUAGUGAUUGUGACGACGCUGGGCCUGCUUGGGGUGUUCAUGUGGCGGUUCAUCCUACUGAGGCAAGACUUCGACCUCGUCAACUACAUUCCCAAUGAUUCCUACGCCUUUGCUUUUGUGAAGGCCAAAGAAAAAUAUUUCCCCGAUGAAGGAAUAGACACAGCUGUAUACUUUGGAGGAUUCAACUACUAUGAACACUCUCAGUCUCUCGACGCUGCUUACAAGUUUGUGAGUGAGAGCCAGUACACCCAGAAUGGCACCGUCACCAGCUGGUUCCAGGUCUUCCAGGAUUGGAGGAGAAGGAAUGAUACUGACGGUACUACAACUAGUAUGGUCCCGACUUCUGAGGCCGAGUUCUACAACUUGAUGUACACGUUCCUCACAGGCCCUGGCGUACAGCUGGCCAGAUAUGUCAAGAUGAACUCCACGCUUCCACCAAUAAGUAUAGAGGCUUCGUACAUGACACUGCGGCACACUUUACAACCAGACUCAUCAGAUGAAAUAGCAGCAAUGGAAAAUUUACGUUCCAUCAUCGACGACAUCCGCUUCCCACAAUACUCCGGUGCAGAUCUGCCCAAAUACCAGGCGUUUGCCUACUCUCGGAAUUACCUGACAUACGAGACUAACAAGGUGCUGUUGUCGGAGCUGUACCGGAACCUGGGUCUGGCUGGCGGGUGUGUGCUGUUGGUGACGCUGCUGCUCAUCGCAAACAUCUGGACAUCAGUGCUGGUCUUCACCUGCGUUGUUUUCACUCUGAUUGAUGUUGCUGGUGCAUUGGAGCUGUGGGGUGUGACAAUCGACACCGCCAGCAGCGUCCUCCUCAUCCUCUCCGUUGGCAUCGCCGUUGACUACUCAGCACAUAUAGGUCACACCUUCAUGACGGUGCAUGGAGACCGCAACUAUCGGUCAAUCCUGACACUGAAGACAAUUGGUCCUGCAGUGUUCAAUGGCGGCUUCAGUACCUUCCUGGCCUUCGUCCUCCUGGCUAACAGCUCCAGCUAUGGAUUUGCUCUCUUCUUCCGCGUGUUCAUGACAGUUGUGAUAUUUGGGCUGUUCCAUGGAUUGGUCUACCUCCCUGUCAUCCUCAGCUGGGUGGGACCACAGCCUUAUGAGUCCAGCUAUAGGACAGAAGACUCGACCAAUCACAUCACAGUAGCACAGGGAGAUAACCCCACCCCGGACUGUCCCAAUGGUCAUGUUCAGAUGGGUAUUGAGAGACACCCUACCGGCCGACACCCUACCGGCCGACACCCUACUGUCCGACACCCAGUUCAGAUAGGACUCACAACCCACGUGACAAGCUGUACAGAUGUGUACAUUCCAAAGCUGGACUACUCGCCACCAUCACGGGGAAGAUCAAAACUAUCUCAGUAUCAUGACAGGAUUUGUGAUAGAACAACGGAUGGACAAUCAAAUCUCCGUGGCCAGCUGUGGCCAAAAUUGUCGCCCCAUGCUACACAGGCGGAAAACAGUCAUUUGUGAAAAGCCUUCCAAAUUGAAGGGGUGUCAGGAUGAGUCAGGUUGAGUCUACUGUUGUGAAAGGGAUGUCAGAAUGAGUCAACUAUGCUGAAGGUGUGUCAGGAUGAGUCUACUAUUGUAAAUGGGUGACAGGGUGAGUCUGCUUCAGUGGAGGGGUGUCAGGAUCAGUCAACUGUGCUGAAGGGGUGUCUGGAUGAGUCUACAACAUUGGAGGGGUGUCAGGAUAAGUACAGCAGUGAAAGGGUGUCAGGAUGAGUCUACUAUUGUGAUGGGUUUGUAUGUUGUUUAACGCCACACUCAGCAAUAUUCCAGCUAUAUGACAGCGGCCUGUAGUCAUGGGGGCCAGGAUGUGUCUUCUAUAGUCAAGGGUUAGUUUGUUGUUUAACGCCACACUCAGCAAUAUUCCAGCUAUAUGACGGCGGCCUGUAGUCAUGGGGGCCAGGAUGUGUCUUCUAUAGUCAAGGGUUAGUUUGUUGUUUAACGCCACACUCAGCAAUAUUCCAGCUAUAUGUCGGCGGCCUGUAGUCAUGGGGGCCAGGAUGAGUCUACUAUAGUCAAGGGUUAGUUUGUUGUUUAACGCCACACUCAGCAAUAUGCCAGCUAUAUGAAGGCGGCCUGUAGUCAUGGGGGCCAGGAUGAGUCUUCUAUAGUCAAGGGUUAGUUUGUUGUUUAACGCCACACUCAGCAAUAUGCCAGCUAUAUGAAGGCGGCCUGUAGUCAUGGGGGCCAGGAUGUGUCUUCUAUAGUCAAGGGUUAGUUUGUUGUUUAACGCCACACUCAGCAAUAUGCCAGCUAUAUGAAGGCGGCCUGUAGUCAUGGGGGCCAGGAUGUGUCUACUGUAGUGAAGG